AUGGACGCCAUGCGAUGGGGCUCGGACAACAAGGUAGAGUUUGAGAUCAGCAAGACAGAGGUACUGGUGUUCAGCAGACGCCGCAAGGUUCUUCAGAAAGCAAGAGAUGCGGUCAUUCGCAUCGGGGAGCAGACCUUUACAAUUAAUCAAGGCGCGACCAAGUGGCUCGGUUUCUGGCUAGACCCGAAACUAUCCUUCAAGACGCACUUCGAGAAUCGAAUGACGAGCGCCAAAGGAGCUCUGCAACGAGUGGCCAGUCUUAGUAGCAGGAACGGGGGAUUGUCCGUCAACCUGAUGCGGAGAGUGGUAGUGUCGGCAGUCACAUCGGUAGCACUAUACGGAGCAGAGGUAUGGUGGAGAGGCCAGCAAGACAGAUUGAGGAAGCUGCAGGCGCUGCUGAACCGGCAAGCGAGAGCUAUUACAGGCUUGCUGGCGUCAACGCCUCUUGCCUUCCUCUGGCGGGAGUCGUGCCUGCCUAGUGCCCAGGCCCUCCUCGACUAUCGUCAAACCAGAUAUGCCGUACGUGCGCUGGGUGCAGAAGGGAACCACCCAACACAUCAGCUACUGCCCGCGAACUUCCGUCUCGGCGAGUUGUACCGACACGAGGGCGCCAAAGGCCAGCCAUCCAGCACCGGCUGGACGAGACCAGAAAAGAUGCACCGAUCAUAUGGUAGCAGACUCGCGCAACAGAUCGUCAGACAUGUCGCUUACGAUGCCGAAUAUGGCUUCGAGCUCCCCUGCAAGACGGGCCCACCCGAAGCUACGCCGGUCCUUCGGCUGCAAGGCUACCCAAACAUGCCCGAGAGAAUAUUACCUGAUAACCUCGGACAGAUGACUUUGUUCAUCGGUGCAAGGAAAGAGGUCAGCUUCGGCGUGGGAGCCGCGUGGAAAGAGAGGAAUGGGUGGAGGACAAAAGCAAUAUCGCUGGGCAAGUACCUCACAGAGAGCGAUGCUGCGUUGUCCGCGAUCAACAUGGUGAUGAAAGAUCUUCUUUCGGUACUCUCCAGAACAGGCCACCAACGUGCCGAGAUCGUGACGAGGUCAAGGCUCGCGCUGACGAAGGUACAAGGCACCGAUCAAUGGGUUCUGCCGAUUGUCACAGACAUCAAGAGACACACCAGGCGGGUGGAGGAAGAAGGUGGCCGGGUAGUCUUGACGUGGCUGCUGGGCGACAGCAACUGCGAAGGUUACAAGGUCGCGACUCACGCCGCGGAGCGGGCGGCCAAGCGAAGACCGAAAGAAUUUCGAUCGGCGUCACUAUCGUAUGUGAAGCAAGCCGUACGGGAGAAGUGGAGACCCAUGACAAAGAUCAACAAAGACAUCGAGAACGUAAAGAAGUCAGCCGCUGCGCGCUACCUACAACUCAAAUCGGGUCAUGCCGUCACAGGUGUUCACUUGUUCAGAAUCGACAGAAUUGAAGAUGCACGAUGCUGGUGGUGCGGCCACAGCAGACAGACAGUGGCCCACCUCAUGCUGGAGUGCCGGAAGUGGCGACGAGAACGAGACAAGAUGCUGCGGAGUUUAAGCACCGACAAGUUGACGAUCAGCCCAAGGCGAGACCGGACGGACCUGGAGGUAUUGUUCGAAGAAGGCGCCACGAAAGCAGUCCUCCGGUUCAUCGAGAACACGGAUGUGGGCAAGAGACUGACGGACGAGACGAGCAAGUAUGAUUUGUGGGACGUCGAUCGGCUGGAUCAACGGAAUGGUGAGGAUGCAACGGAGAACGGAGAACGAGGGUAG
Messenger RNA from Metarhizium album ARSEF 1941, 1740 nucleotides. RefSeq lists its product as uncharacterized. The transcript has a single exon. The record is from RefSeq and is a predicted model, not a curated record. NCBI's taxonomy places the organism in Eukaryota, Fungi, Ascomycota, Sordariomycetes, Hypocreales, Clavicipitaceae. The coding region runs from base 1 to 1740 and encodes 579 amino acids.